AGGAAAGACACACACGUACAGCCGCAGCCGCCGCACCGCACUCCACACUCCACAGACCGCUCCACCGUCCACCACACCACCUGCGGUACCCACACAUCGCCACCCACAAUCACCACAGCAGUAGCUCCCCGCGGCUGUUGUCAUCACUCACUCCUGUAGUUAAGUAAGUACCCCAACCUCCGUGCCGCCAACAUGCCCAAGAAGAAGACAGGACAGAGAAAGAAGGCGGAGAAACAGAAAGCGAGACAGAAGGAGCUGAGGAAGGGUCGGGCCAAUCGCUCCUUGGCAGACCUGCCAUGCAACUCUGUGAUGGAGUGUGACAAGUGCCAGCGCAGGCAGAAAAACAGAGCCUUCUGCUACUUCUGUCAGUCCCUGCAGCGGCUGCCCCAGUGUGCUCAGUGCGGCAAGGUGAAAUGCAUGCUAAAGACCGGAGACUGUGUGGUGAAGCACCCCAGCACCUUCACCACUGGCCUGGGCAUGGUGGGUGCCAUCUGUGAUUUCUGUGAGGCCUGGGUGUGUCACGGACGGAAGUGUCUCCAGACUCACGCCUGCACCUGUCCCCUCAUCGAUGCUGUUUGUAACGAAUGUGAGCGUGAUGUGUGGAGCCACGGAGGACGCAUCUUCCGGUGUCACUACUGUCAGAACUUCCUGUGUGAGGAUGACCAGUUUGAGCACCAAGCUUCGUGUCAGGUUCUGGAGCAGGAGUCCUUCAAGUGUCAGUCAUGUAAUCGCCAUGGCCAGUACUCUUGCCUGCGCUGCAAGACCUGCUACUGUGAGGAGCAUGUCAGGAGAAAGGGUGUCAAGUAUGACAACCGUCAGAAGCUGCCGUGCCCCAAGUGUGGCUUUGACACUGAGGAGACCAAGGAACUCAGCAUGUCUACUCGCACCCACAAGUUUGGCCGGCAGCAGAUGGACCUGUUUGAUGAUGGGGAGGGGGCCGUGGGCUACAGGUACAAUGACUACAGUGAGGAUUACUAUGAUGAUGAAGAGGAGGAAGAUGAAGACGAAGAAGAGGAGGAGGAUGAUGAGGAGGAGGAGUCUGAGGAGGAGGAGGAGGGUGAUGAAAGCAAGAGUAAAUUGCCUCAGUAAACCAAGACUUUGCUACUCCUUGGUGUCUGGUGAAUGAAUAAAGGGUUGGUAUUCUC
Messenger RNA from Portunus trituberculatus (swimming crab), 1145 nucleotides. RefSeq names its product zinc finger protein 330 homolog (gene Noa36). The transcript is spliced from 7 exons. NCBI's taxonomy places the organism in Eukaryota, Metazoa, Arthropoda, Malacostraca, Decapoda, Portunidae. Gene Ontology annotation, molecular function: zinc ion binding. The coding region runs from base 193 to 1089 and encodes 298 amino acids. Gene Ontology annotation, cellular component: nucleus. The record is from RefSeq and is a predicted model, not a curated record.